GGGCGGGGACAGAGCCCAGAGCGAGGCCGCAGCAACGGGCCGGCUCCGCCAUUUUGUGGCCGUUCCCCCCCCCCCUUCCCUCAGCGAGCUAUCUGGGUGCCGCCACCUCUUUCCCUCCCCCCAGGCGGGGACAAAAAAGCAGCGCGGGGCGCGGCGGACACGGAUUGAGGGCGAUCACGGGUGGAUGGUGCCGGCAGAGUGGUCAUUUUUGUGAAAGAAGGGAAGCCAGACCCAGGACCGGUGUUGCAACUUCAACCAACACCGUGGAAGGAUACACUGAGGGAAACGGGGAGACUGCACAGCAUCCAGGCGUGGUGUUACUCAACUGUGUCGAGCGGACGCUGGGUCAGCAGGGGACCCAGGACGUGGACGCCUCGUCUGGCAGGCCGACUUUCCAGAAUGUGUUCAGCACCGAGCAUGCCCUGCAGCAGCUACCCAACAGCUUGGCCGUUCUGGAGCGCCCUGAGUGUGUCUACGUCACCAGCAGAGGAGGCUGCAAGAUGCAAAGCAGUCCUGCCCUGCAGUACAACGCACACCACAGACAGGUCACACAGAACAAGGAGAGAAUGACUGGUAGCAGCCCCAUCUUGCCCACCUCCUCCUCCUCCUCCUCUUCCUCCUCCUCUUCUUCUUCCUCUUCCUCCUCAUCUUGCUCCUCCUCCUCCUCUUCCUCCUCUGCCUCCUCAUCAUCCUCCUCUUCCUCCUCCUCUCCAGCCUCCAGCGCAGGAGCCUCUCCAGCCCACCCUGGCUGCCUGGCCAACGACUCCCUGGACGGGCUGGGCUCGCUGAGGGGGCACGGCCGGGUAUCACUGAGCCCUGGGCUCUGGGAGUCCAGCCAGGCACACCAGGCUGUCAAGGGCCAAGCCUGGGACAAGACGCAGGCUGAGAUCGCUGAGCAGGCCAAGCACGAGGCUAAGAUCGAGCACCGGAUUGCUGAAUUGCGUCGGGAGGGUCUGUGGUCUCUGAGGCGGCUGAACCGUGUGACGGAGCCCAGCCGUCCGAAGGCCCAGUGGGACUACCUGUGCGAGGAGAUGCAGUGGCUGUCAGCUGACUUCUCCCAGGAGCGGCGUUGGAAGAGAGGUGUGGCGAGGAAGGUGGCAAGGACAGUUCUGCGAUUCCAUGAGGACCUGCGGCAGAAGGAAGAGAGGGCCAAAAGGGAAGAGCAGGCCAAACUCCGCCGCAUUGCCUCCAAUGUCGCCAAGGAGGUCAAACAGUUCUGGGCCAACGUAGAGAAGGUGGUCCAGUUCAAGCAACAGUCACGCCUGGAAGAGCGGCGGAAGAAGGCCCUUGACCUGCAGCUUGACUUCAUCGUGGGGCAGACUGAGAAAUAUUCGGACCUACUAAGCCAGAGUUUGCAGGAGUCCUUGCCUACCAGCAAGCCCGGCUCUUCUCUGCUCGGCUCGUCCUUGGCUGGGUCCGGAGCCUCCAGCCCCCCGGCAUCUGGCUCUGCCACGGAGGACGAAGAUUUCGAGCCACAGGAAGAGGAGGACGAUGAGGAAACCAUUGAGGUGGAGGAGAGACGUGCAGGUAACGACACUGAGGCCCGGCGCCGGGAGAUUGAGUUGCUGCGGAGGGAGAGCGAGCUGCCGCUGGAAGAGGUGUUGCGCUCCCUGCCGGUGACCACCACCACCUGCGGGCAGGCAACCAGUGAAGACGGCUGCUGGAGCUCCUCGGAGGAGGAGGAGGAAGAAGAGAGAAGGCCACCCAGGACACGGGAGAACAACCGGCGAUGUUCAACUCGCAGGCGGCCGAGGCGGAGGUCUUCCCAGGAGCUGGAUGAUGAGGAAUUUAACGCUGACCAUGAGGAAGAUGAGGAUGAUGAGUGGACGAUUGAUGCGGAGGAGGAGCUGGCAGGAGAUGUGGACCACACAGCUGAGUUGGACGAACUGGCCAGAGAAAGUGAAUUGCCCGUUGCUGAUCUGCUGCGCAAGUAUGGCCGAGCUUUCACGGAGCCUUUUGAGGCACUGGACUCCCCCUCUGAGGGCACCUCUGACUCAGAGGAAGAUGGCGAGGAUACCACGUCUGAGUAUGAGGAGAGCAGCCAUUCUUCUGAUUCUGACGACUUGACGGCAUCAGAGGAUGAGGAGGAGGAGGAGGAUGAAGAGGAUGAGGAGGAGCAGGAGAUUGGUGUUGAGUACCUGCUGCAAGACGGCUUAGAAGAUGAGGAGCUGAACAGGGAGCCGACACCUUCCAGGGGUCCCAAGAAGGAAAUCACAGACAUUGCAGCUGCAGCUGAGAGCCUUCAGCCCAAGGGCUACACCCUGGCCACCACCCAGGUGAAGACACCGGUGCCCUCCCUGCUUCGUGGGACGCUGCGGGAGUACCAGCACAUCGGCCUGGACUGGCUGGUCACCAUGUAUGAGAAGAAGCUGAAUGGCAUCCUGGCUGAUGAGAUGGGGCUGGGCAAGACCAUCCAGACUAUUGCCCUGCUUUCCCACCUGGCUACAGAGAAGGGGAACUGGGGCCCUCAUCUCAUCAUCGUGCCCACCAGUGUGAUACUGAACUGGGAGAUGGAAUUCAAAAGGUGGUGUCCCUCCUUCAAGAUCCUCACCUAUUAUGGCGUGCAGAAGGAGCGCAAACUGAAGCGGCAGGGCUGGACCAAACCCAAUGCUUUCCAUGUCUGUAUCACCUCCUACAAGCUGGUGCUCCAAGACCACCAGGCCUUCCGCCGCAAGAACUGGAAGUAUAUGAUCUUGGACGAAGCGCAGAACAUUAAGAACUUUAAGUCGCAGCGUUGGCAGUCCCUGCUCAAGUUUAACAGCCAGAGGCGCCUGCUGCUAACAGGAACUCCGCUACAGAACAGCCUAAUGGAACUGUGGUCGCUUAUGCACUUCCUGAUGCCACACGUCUUCCAGUCCCACCGUGAGUUCAAGGAGUGGUUUUCCAACCCGCUCACUGGCAUGAUCGAGGGCAGCCAGGAGUACAAUGAGAACCUGGUCAAGAGGCUGCACAAGGUCCUGCGGCCGUUUCUCCUGCGCAGGAUUAAGGUGGACGUGGAGAAGCAGAUGCCAAAGAAGUAUGAGCACGUGGUGCAAUGCCGCUUGUCAAAACGACAGCGGUACCUGUAUGAUGACUUCAUGUCUCAGGCUUCCACCAAAGAGACUCUGGAGAGUGGCCACUUCAUGAGUGUGAUCAACAUCCUGAUGCAGUUGCGAAAAGUUUGCAACCACCCCAAUCUUUUUGACCCACGCCCCAUCCACUCGCCCUUUAUCACUGAGGGCAUCUGUUACACCACUGCCUCCUGUGUGCUCCGGGCCCUUGAGUACCAGCCUUUCAAGCAAGUGGACCUAGGCAUGUUUGACCUGAUCAACUUGGAGGGCCGUCUCUCCAGGUACGAGUCGGAAACCUUCCUCCCCAACCACAAGGUCUCUCUGAAGCUGAUCGAAGAGGUUGCCGACGGACCGGACCCACCACCACGACCCCGUCCUGUACGAAUGAAGGUGAACAGGAUGCUGCAACCUGCACAGAAGCCGGACGGGCGGACGGUUGUCCUGGUCAACAGUCCACGGCCACCGGUGCCGGUGCCCCAGAACUCACCGCAGACACCGGUGCAAAUACGUCCUCCUGAGGUUCUUCAGACCAUGCAGAGCACAGUCCCUCUCCACCCUAUUGUCAGUCCGACCACACAGGUUGUUACUGCUUCACCAGGAAUGCCGUCUCCGCUCUCCCUCCCUCAGGUGGUGACACCCCCACGAAACCCCGUGCUGGGGGCCGCUCUUCAGCCACCUCCUCCCUCAGUUAGUCUGGGGGUGGGGGUAAGGCCGGUGCCUGUACAGGCAUUGAGGGUGGCCCCGGCUGUGCGUGGCCCCCAAUCCCUGGCCGGAUACACAGUGCAGGCAGGGGCAAGUGGACCCCUCCCUCAGCGCCUCAUCCUCUCUCCCGACAUGCAGGCCCGACUGCCCACGGGAGAGGUGGUCAGUAUCGGGCAGCUGGCAUCACUGAGCAGCCGUCAGCAGCCGGUCCCCACCCCGGGCAGUAAACCUCUCACCUUCCAGAUCCAGGGCAACAAGCUGACGCUGGCUGGGACCCCCCUCCGGCCUCUGGGGACCGCACCACCCCGGCAGCUGCAAGGGAACGUGGUCCACCUAGUAUCGGGUGGGACUCACCACCUCGUGGGACAGCCCGCUCAGCUGGCCCUGAUCCAGGCCAUGGCCCAGCCAAGUGGUCAGCCCACACUGCAAGCCGUGUCUGUUCCCCACCCCGCUGUCUCCUCUGCUCCAGCUCGUCUCAGUGUCCCACUCAACGCCACCCCAGUGCCCGGCUCUGUGGUGACCAGCUCUGGUGUGGUAAAGAUCGUGGUGCGUCAAGCGCCCAAGGAUUGCCUCCCGCUGCCCCUUCCUCAGCCUCGGCCACUGCCCAUCCCUGCUACCCGUCUGCAGCCCGCCACCCGCCUGCAGCCGGCCACCCCCAUCCCAUCAACCCGGGUCCAGCUGCCCCUUGGCAACCCCCCACCUGGUCUUGCCCAUCGCCCUGUACUGCGUGUGGUCCAGGCUCCCCCCGUCACUACUGAGCAAGCUGCUCCCACUGUGACGCGGCUGGUGGUUUCUGGGGCUGGCCCGGCAGAGAAGGAAGACACAGAGCUGCCCACCCUACGGCCAGUGUGUGCCGCACCCACUGCCCCCGCCCAGCCGAUCGCAUCUACCUCACUGGCGGCGCUGAGACCAAGGCGACAGGUGGCCCAGCUCGCCAAGUCUCCCUACCGACUGGAGUCGCUUGAACAGAAGAGGCUCCAGCAUCGGAAAGAACGACUGGAGCGAAUCCACGCACUGAAUGAGCGCCGCUGCUCCACGUGUCCUGUCUAUGGCACCGAGCUCCUGCGGCUCUGCAAUCUUUCCACCCAUGGGCCCCCUCCUCCAGCCCCGACCGAGGAGGGGAGUGGUGGGGCGGAUCGCUGGCGGGGACUGGGCUACGCCCACUGUCUGGCAGCACAAACAGGGCAGGAAAAGCGGGGUCCUGAGGCGUACUGGAGGACCACGCCAGCGCUGGACAGAGCUGUACGCAACCCCGAGGAGAGGAUCGAGCAACUGGGGGACGUCAUCGAUAGGUUCAUCUUCGUUAUACCUCCCGUGGAGGCCCCACCCAUCCGGAUGCACGUCUCCCACCCUCCCCCCUCAGACCGUCACCGGCAGCUGCUUCUUGCUGAGACCCUGCACCAGCAGCUCGCCCCUCGGACUGCUCGGCUUCACCGCAUCAUCUGCAACAUGAGGACGCAGUUCCCCGACCUCCGUCUUAUUCAGUAUGACUGUGGGAAGCUGCAGGUCCUGGACCCCCUGCUGCGACGGCUGAAGGCCGAGGGACAUCGGGUGCUUCUCUUCACCCAGAUGACGCGCAUGCUGGACGUGCUGGAGCAGUUCCUCAACUUCCAUGGCCACAUCUACCUACGGCUCGAUGGCAGCACCAGGGUGGAGCAGCGCCAGAUCCUAAUGGACCGCUUCAAUGCUGACAAGCGCAUCUUCUGCUUCAUCCUCUCCACGCGGAGUGGCGGGGUGGGGGUGAAUCUGACCGGGGCGGACACUGUGCUUUUCUACGACAGUGACUGGAACCCCACCAUGGAUGCCCAGGCCCAGGAUCGGUGUCACCGCAUCGGCCAGACCAGAGAUGUCCAUAUCUACAGGCUGAUUAGUGACCGUACCGUGGAGGAGAACAUCCUGAAGAAGGCCAAUCAGAAGCGGAUGCUGGGGGACCUAGCCAUCGAAGGGGGCAACUUUACCACUGCCUUCUUCAAGGAGCAAACCAUCCGAGAACUGUUUGACGUCCCGACAGAAGAGCCCCAGAAGGAGCCAGAGUUGCCUCUGCCACCUCCUCUUCCCCCACCGCCCCCCACUCCCCGGCCAGAAGAGGAGGACUCUGUUUCGGCCAAGCAAACGCAAAUCCUGGAACAGGUACUGGGCAGGGCAGAGGAUGAGGAGGACAUGCGUGCGGCUUCGCUAGCCAAAGCGGAACAGGUGGCGGACCUGGCCGAGUUCAAUGAGAGCAUCCCUCUGGAGGGUGAGGAGGGAUCAGCCCGCGAAGAAGAGGAAGAGUUGUCCAAGGCCGAGCAGGAGAUUGCCGCCCUGAUGGAGCAGCUCACCCCCAUCGAGCGCUACGCCAUGAACUACCUGGAAGCCACGCUGGAAGACGUUAGCAGGGAGGAGUUGAAGCAGGCAGAGGAGCAGGUGGAGGCUGCCCGGAAGGACUUGCACCAGGCUCAGGACGAGAGCUGGAGCUGGGGAGAUGGCGAAGAAGAGCCCCUCCCGUCUGAGGAGCCAACCAACCGGCGUCCGAGGAGGUCCCGCCCCCAGCCACCUCCCCGCCCCAGCACUCGUCUAAGCAGGCGACUGCGUGGAUGCCGUGUUCCUGAUGGGGAGGGCGAAGAGGUUGCACUGGCACUGCCUCCACCACCACCUCCCCCUCCGCCCCUCCCUCCACCCCUGCCUUUUGAGGCCUCCGCUACUCGUGACCUGCACAUCCACAUCAGCAGUGAGCUCCCUGAGCAGAUCUUCGCUGAGGAGGCCGGGUCGGAGGUUUGGGGGGCUGAUGGGGUCCGGCCUGGCCCCUGCACACCGACCCCUGUGUCUGAUGGUUCUCACCCCACAGAGACGGGAACUACAGAGAUGAGAGAGUCAGGGACAGUCCAGGGACAGGUAGAGACAGCGACUGAGACCAGACUGGGACAGAAGGAGAUGGAAGAGAUGGGGACAGUCCCGGGACAGGUAGAAACAGCGACUGAGACCAGACUGGGACAGACUGAGACGGUCCCAGAACCUAGGGAGACUGGACAGACAGAGUUGGGACAGGCAAAGACAGAGAGAGUUCCAGGACGGGUGGAGACAGGACCGAAAGAGGCAGAAACGCUCACUGGCCAAAUGGAGACAGAGACUGCCCCUGCAGAUGGUCAGCCAGAGGGCCAAGCUUUGAGUGUUCUUGUUGCCACGGGUGAGACGUCAGUAACCGAGGAGCCAGCAGUAGAGGGGCAGAGGUUGCAAGACAGCCCCUCUCUAGUUCCCACGGACGCAGCAGGCCAAAGGUCACAUGAGCGCAAACCGGUGACAUUGCAUACCAUGGAUGCAGAGCAUCGAAGAUCAGGAGAGGGCGAACUGCAAUCAUCGGUUAGCAUGGAUGCAGAGGUUCAAAGUUCAAGAGAGGGUGAGCAAAAGGAAUCAAUUCCUGUGGAUACGGCUCGAAGAUCGGGUGAUGUUGAUCCACAGCCAUUGGUUACCAAGGACACAGAGGGUCAAAGGUUGGGAGGGGAUGACCCAGGUUCAUCAGUUACUGUGGACACUGAGGGUCAAAGGUCGGGAGAGGGUGACCCAGGGACAUUAGUAACAGUGAACACCGCGGUUCAAAGGUUGGAAAAGAACGACCCAGGGAUAUUGGUUGCCACAGAGAUGGACCAUCAAAGGUUGAGAGAAGGCAACCAAGAGACAUUGGUCAGCAUGGAGGCAGAGGGUCAGAGUUCGAGGCCCACCAGUCCACAUGUUCUGGAUGCUACAGAGGGUGAAGAUGAAGAGGAGGAGGAGGACAAAGAGGUUGUACCACCUCCCCGUCCUCCAGUCAAGCGGAGGCGCCGGACAGCUGACCAGGCCCUAGUGAGGGAGGGGCUGCCGGCUAGUGAGGGGGCCCAACUCUCGGCCACCGUCCUGCGCCGGGUCCCUGGCCGAAUCAAUGUCAUUGUCCGGCGGCCUGAGCCACGCCCCGUCAAAGCUAAGCGCGUCCGCCUCUCCCCAGAGGUGGAACAAGGAAAGGCGGAGGAGGCUUCCUCGGGUCCUCCACCACCAGCCCCCACCCAUCGGUCUACACGCCAGCGCCCUGGUGACCUCCUGCCACCCCUAGAGAGGCGCCGCUACAGGCCUCGAGGUCGUCAAGCUGUCCGCUCUCCUCCCUCUCUUCCCACACCAACCCCUCUUCCCACACCAACCCCUCUUCCCCCUCCUCCCUCUCCUCCCCCACCAACCCCUCUUUCACCUCCAGCCCCUCUUCCCACCCCACCCCCUCCAGCGCCAUCCAGGAAGAGGGGCCGCCCCAUCUCCUCCCACUCUCCAGGUCCCCCACCCAAAGUCCGGAUCCCUGGCCGAAGGGGGCGACCUCCCAAGAAUCCCCAACUCCGCAUCUCAUCCCUACCCUUUACCCCCCCUCCUCCUCCUCCUCCGCCUCCACCACCACCACCACCGCCUCCUCCCCCCCAACCCCGCCGGGGAAGGCCACCUGGGAGAAAGUCUCGAGGCAGAGCACGUCCCUCCAUGCAUCGUCCCCCUCCUCCUCCACCCCCUCUCCCGCGCCGCAGGGGAAGACCCCCCUCUGUCAACCGGAGGGGCCGCCGGCCCAAGGCCUAAUUCACUCCCCAACCACCAGCCCCCCCCUCCAUCCUGGGACAACUGGGAGGCAGGAGGUCACACACUGUGGAGACCAUAUUCCUCCCAGUCCUCAGACCCCAGGGUGAAGGAAAUAUCCCAUGUGAUCUCCAUCUCUCACACCCUCAUUGCUUCCUGUUCUCUCUCCUUACCCCUUCUCUCUGCCCUCUUCCCCCCUUCCUCAACUUCCUCUUUCCUUCCUUUCUCCCACUCAAGCCCGUAAGUGGAUGUGCAAGUGUGUGUGUAGGGAGUGGAGAUGCUGUGAACCCCCAACAGGAGCUUGUGAGGGGCAGGGGACUCUCCCCUCGCUUGUCACACACUGAUGGAUUGGGGUUGGGUUUACAGCAUCUGUGCCCACGUUUCCACAGCCUGCUGGGACAUGGACAUGGGUUCCCCCAGCAGCUGGUGAUUGGGUGCUCCACACCCACUGACCAACAUCCACCCCUCCUUUUAGGAUGGGGGGGGCAGAGGAAUGCAGAGAGGGGUGGCACCCUCCCAUUCCCUGCUCUCCCUUCUCCCAGCAAGAUGGGGACCAAACACUGCCCCUCCCUCCCCUGCGUUCUCCGAUGAUCUAGUUGUUCCAAUUAUGUUCAAUGACAUGAGAAAUUACAGAUUACGACUGUGUCUUUCCUGUCCCCUUGUACAGCCAACUUGACUCCAGGGUAAACCUCUCCUCCCAGCCCGACUAGACGCUCCCUUAUUGUACUAUACAUGUAUCUUUUGAAUAAAAUCUAUGCAAAGAAUAUUUUGUAUGGAAAACGGAGACAAGCGUUCACAUGUGUGACAGAAAUAAAGAGAUAUUAACA
This is a messenger RNA of Hypanus sabinus (Atlantic stingray), 9136 nucleotides long. It is a transcript of the gene srcap, whose product is annotated as Snf2-related CREBBP activator protein. The transcript has 34 exons. Gene Ontology annotation, cellular component: Swr1 complex. Gene Ontology annotation, molecular function: ATP binding; ATP hydrolysis activity; histone binding. Lineage: Eukaryota; Metazoa; Chordata; Chondrichthyes; Myliobatiformes; Dasyatidae. The coding region runs from base 501 to 8312 and encodes 2603 amino acids. The record is from RefSeq and is a predicted model, not a curated record.